AUCAGCUCCGCCCGCCACAUUUGAUACUGCGCUUUACUCGUCGCGCUUCUGUUUGUAUGCAUACAAAACUCGAAAUAUAAACUUAACGUUAGAAUCAUUUAAACUGACGAAUUCGCUGUGACGACAUAAAUCACAUCGAGCUUUGAUAUGUUUGAUUUAUACGGUGCCAGUGUAAAGCAGAAAGCUUCAUUGACAUGAUUUAGGUGUAACAGGAUGGUUGGGGUGAGAGAAACAUUCUUUAAUAAUCUGCGUUUCUUAAUUCACGUUCACUGACGAUGCUGAUGCUACAAUGAGCGCCAAUCAGAGAACUUUAUUCGAGUCGUGGGGCCGCAGUGUGUCACACACAGAGCCGAGGAAAAACAUCUCCAACUCUGCUGGAAAAACAUCUAAGAAAAAGACUUUGAAAGAGAAAGACGGAUCCGAGCAGAGAGAGAGCAGCAGCGCUCUGUGGGGUGAGACGGUCCGGCAGGAUGAAGACAAAGACGAUGAUGAUGACCUGAUGCUGGUGGCUGUGUAUGAGGCAGAGAGAUCCCUGCUGACCUCUGACAUCACUUCCUGUCCUGUCCAGCACUCGCUGCCACAAGGCUACGACCCCUCGGCGGGGCAGAUCUGGAUCUACCCCACUAACUACCCCAUCAGAGAGUACCAGCUGAAGAUGUCAGAGGCGGCUUUGCUCCAGAACACACUGGUGUGUCUGCCCACAGGCCUGGGCAAAACCUUCAUCGCCUCAGUGCUCAUGUACAACUUCUACCGCUGGUUUCCUGCAGGAAAGAUCGUCUUCAUGGCUCCCACCAAACCUCUGGUGUCACAGCAGAUCGAGGCCUGUUUUAAAGUCAUGGGAAUCCCACAGCAUCACAUGGCCGAGCUCACAGGAACCACGGCGGCCCAGCAGCGCAGAGAACUCUGGAGAUCCAAGCGUGUGUUCUUCUUAACUCCACAGGUGAUGGUGAACGAUCUGUCCCGUAACACCUGCCCCGCCACCCACGUCAAGUGUGUGGUGAUCGACGAGGCCCACAAGGCCAUGGGAAAUCAUGCAUACUGUCAGGUGAUUCGUGAGCUGUGGAACCAAACUCAGCAGUUUCGAGUCUUAGCUCUCAGUGCAACUCCCGGAGGAGACGUCAAGGCCGUACAGCAGGUGAUCUCUAACCUGUUAAUCUCUCACAUCGAGCUGCGUUCAGACGACAGUCCUGACGUUCAGACACACAUUCACCAGCGCACCUUGGAGAAGAUUGUCGUCCCUUUAGGAGAGUCUCUCACUCAGUAUCAGAACAGAUACCUGCAGCUUUUAGAGAAGUUUGCGUCCCGUCUGACCCAGAUGAGGCUCUUGAAUCACCGUGACCUCAGCUCGCAAACAAAGUACCAGAUCAUUCUGGCCCGAGAGCAGUUCAGACGCAACCCACCACCCCACGUCAAGGCGGGGCAUCACGGGUCGCUGGAGGGAGAUUUUGCCAUCUGCAUCAGUCUGUUUCACGGUUAUGAACUCCUCCAGCAGAUGGGUCUUCGCUCUCUCUUCCUCUUCAUUCAGAACAUCAUCUCUGGAGCAAAAGAGUCGCCUCGCAUGAGGAAUGAACUUCAGAGGAAUCCCGUCUUCAUGGAUCUCUACAGGGACAUGGAGGUCACGUUCAAAAAGCCGAACACGGAUUCUAAAGAGCCGUACGUCUACAGUCACCCCAAACUUCAGAGACUGGACGAGGUUGUGUCACAGCACUUUAAAACAUCAGGCAGCGAUUCGUCAGACGGAGCAAACACGCGUGUUAUGAUAUUCUCGUCGUUCCGCGAGAGUGUGCAGGAGAUCGCUGACAUGUUGAAUCGUCAUCAGCCGCUGGUCAGGGUCAUGACGUUUAUGGGUCAAUCGUCUGCUGGGAAAGGAGUUCGAGGAUUCACACAGAAAGAGCAGCUCGAGGUUGUGCGUCGUUUCCGUGACGGGGGCUUCAACACUCUGGUGUCCACAUGUGUUGGUGAGGAGGGCCUCGACAUCGGUGAGGUCGAUCUCAUCGUGUGUUUUGACGCUCAGAAGAGUCCGAUUCGUCUGGUGCAGCGCAUGGGCCGCACGGGCCGCCGGCGACAGGGACGAAUCGUCAUCAUACUGGCCGAGGGAAGAGAGGAACGAACGUAUAACCAGAGUCAGAGCAGCCGGCGCAGUAUCAACAAGAGCAUCAUGGGAAACAAGCACAGUUUUCACAUGUUUCCUCGCAGUCCUCGAAUGCUGCCCGCCGGUGUCACCCCCACACUACACAAGAUGCACAUCAGCUGCGCCCCAUUUCAACACACAGAGGAGAAAAGACGCAAUUCUGGGAAGGGUCGCAGGUCAUCCCUCAACGCUCAGAGCGGCGGAAGUGAUGUGAAGCGUCUGAAGGAAGACGGCUGUCUCACUGCUGCCGAAGAGGCCGUGUGGAUGUCCACCAUGAGACUGGGAGAGGAUGAACCUCAGCCUGUGUUCGGACAAACAUCUCUACUGUCGUUCAGCAAGGGUCAGCCGGCACAGGAGUUGUGUGUGUCGGGUCGGGUCAGAGAGCUGUCUCUGUGGGAGUGGAGACACUGGCAGAACACACCGCAGCCCACUUACAGAGUGGAACAUUCAGAGCGAUGCCUUCACUUCACCUCCAUCAUGGAGGAGAUAGACCGCUUGAGACAAGAGGAGCAGGGUGACUGUGGUGAUGUGUUCCAGCUCAUGAUGAAAGAUGAGGAUGAAGAUGGCGGAACAACAAAACCUCCACAGAUGAGAUCAGAAUGUGAUCAGUACAUCAGGCCGUCCUCUUCCACACCUGGGACACAUCAGACCUGUAAACCUGAUGAACGUAAGAAGAUCAGAAGAUCUGUGACGGUCAUCCAGAGAAGGAGCUGUGAUGUUCCAGCGACGGUCAAUAGCAGCGACGCACAUCACAUCAUCACACAAUCUGAUGAGAAUGAACCUGAAUCCAACACGAGCUCACAUCUCACUCACAUGUUUCAUCCGUCUGACUUCAGUUCAAACACACAGCGUCACGCUCCGGCAGAAAAAACAUUUCACUUGAUUCUCACCAGCGUCAAAGAACUCCUGUCCAAAUCUCCACCGCGGGACCUGGAUGUUCUCCUCUCAAAGCUCAGCAUAGACCUGAUUGAAAACAGUCCCACUCGAGACUUUCGUCCCUUCACUGUGAAGAGAGACGGUGAGGACUCUCGAGACAUUCAGAAAUCCUCAGAGUUAGCAGGAAACCUACUUUCACCCAGUUGGGAUGAGAUGUUUGAUGAUGAUCCGGAGGAGACUGACGUUCCUUCACUGCAACAACUUCAUGAUCAGAUGGAUUUAAAUGAGAGCGUCGAGCUGUUUGAAGAUGAUGACGAGUUCCUUCGGGUGUCAAUACCUGAUGUUCGCACACCAGACGAGAAAACGUCUGAAAACACAUCAGAGCCUCAGAACGUCACUGCAGGUCAAUCAUCUCCUAAAGGUCCGCAACAAAACUCGGAGGUCUUCAACUGCUCAGACUUCUUUUCUGUCAACUUUGACCUCGGGCUGUCCUUUGACUCUGACGAAGAAGCGACUGAAGAAAAAACCAACACGUCAGCAUUAAACAAACCCAAACCUUCAAUGGUCUCACCGCCAUCUCGUCUGACAGAUGAUGUCAGGAUCAGAUGUGCUCAGACGCCGCUCAUCUGUGAGAAACGGAGUUUAGCGGCGGUGCGUCCGAGCGCCUCCACACCCAACCAUGAGUUUCCGUCCGCAUCCCACAGAAGAACAGCACACACAUCUUUAGAAAAACACACGUCUACAGAUGUGCCAAGCAGUGAUGGUGAGGAAGAGGUGUUUGUCAGGAAACCAGCACUUAAAGUCAAACCUUUAUCAUCUCCACAGGAGUCAAAGAUCUUCUCUGAUGUGGAUUCUCCUGUACAAGUGCAUAGGAAACAUGCACUGGACUUGGAGUCAAAGAUCUUCUCUGAUGUGGAUUCUCCUCUACUAGCUCGUAGGAAACACCCACUAGACUUGAUCUUCUCUGAUGAGGAUUCUCCUUUAAAAGCGCGUAGGAAACGUGCACUGGACUUGGAGUCAAAGAUCUUCUCUGAUGUGGAUUCUCCUGUACAAGCUUGCAGGAAACGUGCUGCAGCAUUAGAUGUGUCAGAGGACACGGAUGUGGACGGGGAGUCAGAUGGUGAUUUUCAUCAGGGUGUCACUCACAGACCCAGAGUUGUGCGGCCAAGUUCUGCAGGGAAUCAUCUAAUGAAAUCUUCUAGGGGACGUCAGUUCCUGGAUGAGGAGGCGGAGCUGUCAGAGGAUGACGAAGAGUUUUCAUCAGAUGAAGAUGAUGGAGAUGAACAGAAUCAUUCUCUGAACGGCUUUGUAGUGAAUGCCACGCAGUGUUCUCAGGGGCUUAACGAAUCUGAGAUGCAGGCCAUCUAUCUGAAGUCUGUGAGGAGUCCUGCAGUCCAGAAGGGCAUCAGAAUGACUUAUAAACCAAAACACAACAUAGACAUCUUCUCACAGGUGCCAGAACAGGACGAGGCGUACGCUGAAGACAGCUUUGUGCUUCACGGCAGUGAUGUGGAAGAGGCGAGCGAUGAAGAGCCGUUGGCAGUGAUUCUGGAGGACUCUUACAUAGAUGGCCGAAAACAGUACGCCACACGCCGGCGCGCUCAAAUCAAACAGAUCAGAGCGGCACACAAGACCAGUGGAGUACAAUCUGAGACCGGAAGGAGAAACAAACGCACCAGGAUCAUCCCAGUUCAGGACUCCAGUGAAGAAGAAGAGGAGACGGAGUUUAAAGUUCCUCAUUGUGCCUCCACCGUCCCUGAGAAGAAAGUGAGACAGACAGACGGACAGCUGGAGACGUUCAGUCAUUUGAUGGAGGAACAGAAUGAAACGCAGGCCGUGACGCGCCGAGCACCGGUCGCAGAUGCUCCUAUCUGUGUGUUAUUGGACAGUCGCUGUAUCAGCGGAGGGUCAGAGGUCGUGUCCUCCCUGCGGCUGAGACACGGACUGAAGGUUCACGUCUGCUCGCUGCUCAGCUCCGACUUCAUCGUGAGCAACCGUAUGGCUGUGGAGUGGAUGAGAGAGUCUGACGUCGCCAGCGCCCAAAACCGCAGACGACUGCAGGAGAGAAUCCAGAGAGUGCAGACGUUGCAUGAGCGUGUGUGUCUGAUCAUUGAGAGAGACCGAAGCAAACCCGGUGAGACGUUCAGGCCGGUCCAGCGCAGUCGCUUUUAUGAUGGUACACUGGCAGCGCUGGUGCGUGCGGGCGUGAGACUGAUGGUCAGCGGAGGUCCGGACGAAACGGCUGUCAUUCUGACUGAACUGGCUCAGGUGGAGAAGAGGAAAGGUCAGGCCAUCGCCGUAGCUCUGGAGGUCAGAGGUCACCGUCAACAGGCUCUGCAGUUCUUCCUGACGCUGCCACACGUGAGUUACAUCACCGCUCUGAACAUGUGCCACAACUUCCCCUCCGUCGGACACGUCAUCAACAGUUCUGUGGAAGAGCUGCAGGUGUUCGCCUGUGUUACUCGCUCACGAGCGCAAGAGAUUCUCCGCUGUUUGCAUUACACACACACUGACACUCACUGACACACACACACACACACACACACUGAAGCACUUUAACUAAAUUAAUGAGGAUCACAGUGUAAAUACAGUCAUGUCUGUAUUUCAGAUUAUGGAAGUUAUUUUUGUUUAUUCUGUGAAUAUUUAUGUUGAUGUGUACAGAAAGAUCUAUUUGAGCAGCACAGAUUUUGGAAAAUAAAAUUGCUCAGUUUUUAUUCAAACA
Molecule: messenger RNA, 5729 nt
Organism: Triplophysa dalaica
Lineage: Eukaryota; Metazoa; Chordata; Actinopteri; Cypriniformes; Nemacheilidae
Gene: fancm
Product: FA complementation group M
Biological process (GO): interstrand cross-link repair; replication fork reversal; double-strand break repair via synthesis-dependent strand annealing
Molecular function (GO): four-way junction helicase activity; 3'-5' DNA helicase activity; four-way junction DNA binding
Source: RefSeq, a predicted model, not a curated record